AUGGCGAGGAAGAAGAUCAGAGAGUACGAUUCGAAGAAGCUGCUGAAGGCUCACCUGAAGAGGCUCGCCGGGAUCGAUCUCCAGAUCUGCUCCGCACAGGUAGAAUGAGUUGUCCGUGAUCUCCCCCUUAAAACUCUCCAAUUAUCUGAUUGGUCUCUCUCUCUCUCUCUCUCUCUCUCUCUCUCUCUCUCUCUCUCUCUCUCUCUCUCUCUCUCUCUCUCUCUCUCGCUCUCUUCGUGUGGCGUUUCAGAGAUAUCACGCGGAAUUGGUUUGGUCUGUCUUGGAACAGUCGUCUUUCCGUAUGAGAGUGAUGCGAUUUUUUGGUUCUCUUACGGGGACGACUUUUUGUCACAUUUACUAGUGUUUUAGUAUGUGUUGUCCAGUUCGCGUGCUCGAAUUAUGUUGAUUAGAUCCUGCGAAUUCUCCUUUUCUCGGUCCUUUAGGUUUCUUAAUCAUCUGAUGUCUAGUUUUUAUUUUAAAUUCCUCAUGGGUAGGUCACAGAAGCGACGGAGUUCACCGAGCUCGCAAACGCAGAGCCAUGGCUUUCUUCCUCGAGAUUGGUCGUCAAGCCCGACAUGCUGUUCGGAAAGAGGGGGAAGAGCGGACUGGUUGCUCUGAACAAGGAUCUUUCUGAGGUUGCUGAGUUUGUGAAGCAACGCCUUGGGAAGGAGGUGACCGGUUAUACGAGAAAUAAGAAUUUUCACUCACCUUUUCCAUAUUGUCUUCACUUUGGUAUUGAUCGUAUCACUUACUGAUAUCUUAAUUGUAUGCUGGAUUGUGUUUUGAUCAGGUUGAGAUGGGUGGAUGCAAGGCCCCAAUCACCACAUUCAUCGUUGAACCAUUUGUUCCACAUGAGAAGGAAUUUUACCUUUCCAUCGUCUCUGAGAGGCUUGGUUGCACCAUAAGUUUCUCAGAGUGUGGUGGUAUUGAAAUUGAAGAGAACUGGGAUAAGGUUUGUUGUAAUUGGACGUUGGAGAAAAUAAACUGUCGAUUUUCUUCUCUGAUAUUUUCUUCAGAAGGUUUUGAUCUCAUUUCUGAUUGCUUUUGUUUAACCCGUGAAGGUUAAGACAGUAUUUCUCCCAACAGAAAAGCCAAUGACUAUUGAAGCAUGUGCUCCGUUAAUUGCAACGCUUCCAUUAGAGGUAAUGCAGAGUUCUUCACAUGGCCAACCACAAAGCGUAUUAUGGAGAACCAUAGCUCAGCGUCCAUAGUAUAUGUUCAUUGCCGGUUUAUUUCUCUGUAACUUAAUCAAUUAGAUAGCUAUCUUCCAAUGAGUUUAUUUUCUCUAAGCUAUUGCCACUCCGUUUGUAUUAAAUUACUCUUUCUUGAUCUAUUUCCCAGAUAAGAGGAAAAAUUGGCGAUUUCAUUAAAGGUGUUUUUGAUGUAUUCCAAGGUAUGUACUUGUUUAUGUAAAUGAAGGACUUUCAAUUUGAAACAAGAUAAGAAAAUGAUCAAAUAUCUGACUGACUGCGAAUCAAUUGUUCUCUCCCGCUGAGCUCUGUUGCAGACCUGGAUUUUACAUUCCUCGAGAUGAACCCAUUUACAUUGGUGAAUGGGGAACCGUAUCCACUGGACAUGCGUGGGGAAUUAGAUGAUACGGCUGCUUUCAAGAACUUCAAGAAGUAAUCACCGUUAACCUUAAAAAAAAAGGGAAAUACAACAGCUCUAGGAUGUUAUAUUAAUGAUGACAGUUUAAAAUGUGCAGAUGGGAUGCCAUUGAGUUUCCACUUCCUUUUGGCAGAGUACUGAGCCCGACAGAAAGUUUCAUUCAUAGACUUGAUGAGAAGGUUCGUGUAUUUUAAUCAGAUUUGUGCCAUAAGAUGCUGAAAGCUCGUUGUAGAUCGUGUAGAUCGUUUAUAAAAUUAUUUAUGCUUACCAAUAUUGUCCAUUUCAGCAUCUAAAUAUUUAUGGAUUUACUCUGCUUCAGAUAGAAAAAACCAAUGUAAACUUUAGGCGAGCCAUUUUCUUGCAUUUUUUGUAUCCCAUCUGGUUAGAUUAUAGAUGGGCACCGAUGGGUUUUAAUUUGAACCUUGUGAGCUGCUAGGUUAGUUCUAAAUUCCUUUGUGCUAUUUGCCAUCUUGAGUGUAGGCCACGUUUUGAGCCUCAACUACAAAAGAGCUAAGCAUUUCUCGACCUGCAUGCUUUUGAUUAAGUAUUGAAUGCCUUAAAGUUUACCAUAUAGGCAUAUAAAUUUGUUUACUGAGCCCGAAAAUGACAUCUGUGUCGUUUUAUGAGGUACCCAUAAUCUCUUGGAGCAUGUUAGAGCAUGAUUUCAUCAUUCCCUCACCCCAAAAAGAUCUAAUACUCUGCAUGGAUCUUCAAUAUUGUGUGCAUCUACUCUUUUUUAAAAUCGAUCCUCCGUCCUAAUCUAAACAGCAACUAAACUGCUGGAAAGCUGGUACUCCGAACAUUUUCUAUGCUUCAUUGGAAGGUUCUUUGGGUGUAUAUCGCUUCCAUUCCUGUGGUUGACAACUUUUAGUUUUUGUUAUCAUGGAAAUUACUUCAAAGAGAAUAUUUGCAAAUAUCAAAUAAAGUGCUAGAUCCUAGGUGCACUCCACAUCAGCAACAAGGGUGCAUCUGUGUGGCAUAUGGACACCUUCAAAGCUCUGCUGCAUGGGCUUGUGCUCAUCUAAACCUGCAAUGAUAGAUGUAUAUUUCUGCACAUGAGGUCAUAGUUAUUUAUGGCAACCAAAGUUUGUAAGAUAAUGACACUACAAUGCCAUUAUCUUAUUACUUGCACAACCAUGCAUGGCCCUCCCAAGUAAGUUUAUUUUCGUCAAGGAUUCUAAUGAAUCUAGUAACCUAUAUAGAUUCUACCAGAAGCUAAUUUGAUCUAAUGUAUUCAUGCUCGUAAUUUUUUUAAAAAAAUGGAGCAUCCCUCUUUGUAAAUUGGAAUCAUGUUCUUUAUCGCAGUAUUUUUUAUGACUAUCAUUCACUUCAGACAAAAUUAAAUGAACUUGUCUAUGGAAACAAUUUGCUGAAUACUCUCAAAAUCCUGGUUAGUUGUUUGAGUUGCGAUCGGUACAGGUUAGUGAGCUCGUAGAUGAGAUAAGUAUGGCGUCAUUCAAUAUACAUUUUAUUCUACUUUCUAUGAUCCAUGCGAUGUGAUACCUAAUUUUUCGAAAUGUCCAAUCGAAUGGUAUUUAUUAUCUGAAAAUUUAAUUUUCCGCAUAGCAUCAGGACUCUCAUGUAGUUUACAUUCUGGGAAAUGACUUAUCCGCAGCAUAAAGUUGUGCAUGCAUGUGAUAAUUUGUUUCCAAUUUUUUUCCAGAUUUUAUUAGUGUCGUGGCCUUCAUUUAUAUUUAAUAGGAACAAAUUACUGUUCUGUUCAUUGCAUGGGUUUUCUGCGUAUUUAUAUUGAAUAGGAAACAUCAAAAUAUCAUCUUAUUCUGUGAAAUCUUUCUACUAUAUGUAGAAACCUUCUUCUUCUUCUUUUAUGGGGCCCACUCUAGCUGGAGUUUCUCGCUCAAAAUAGCAUCUAUUCGCUGAAACCUUACUACUAUUAAUAGAAAGCUUCUUCUUCUUCUGUGGGAUCCACCCUUCCUAGCUGGAGUUUCUCGCUCAAACUAGCAUCUAUUCGCUGAAAUCUUAGUACUAUUAGUAGAAAGCUUCUUCUUCUUCUGUGGGAUCCACCCGGUCAAGCUGGAUUUUCUCGCUCAAACUAUCAUUUAUUCUCUUUAUUGUGGCAAUUAAUUUUGUGUGAUCCUCGUUUGUCUCAGACGAGCGCCUCCUUGAAGUUCACCGUCCUCAACGCCAAAGGUCGCAUCUGGACCAUGGUCGCCGGCGGCGGCGCCAGCGUGAUAUACGCCGACACGGUGGCCACCCAAGUCCAGAAUAAAUCUCCUCUUUGCACUUUCCCUCUCUUAUAUUCUCUCCUCUCUCUCUCUCUCUCUAUCAAGCAGGUUGGGGAUCUGGGUUAUGCGGCGGAGCUUGGAAACUACGCGGAAUACAGCGGGGCGCCGAACGAGGAGGAGGUCUUGCAGUACGCCAGGGUGGUCUUAGAUGUAAGGCGAAAUCUCUCUCCUCUCUGUCUCCCGGUCUCUCUGUUCUCUGUCUCUCUCUAUCUCUCUGUGUCUACGGGAUCUCCCUUCUCCUGAAAGUCGUCUUUCCGCCGCCGCAGUGCGCCACCGCGGACCCCGACGGCCGCAAGAGGGCCCUCCUGAUCGGCGGCGGCAUUGCCAACUUCACCGACGUGGCCGCCACUUUCAACGGCAUCAUCCGGGCCCUGCGAGAGAAGGUGGGCCCCUGCGUUGACCCUCCUCCUCUUCCUCCCCUACUUCGGUCUCCGCCUUUCCUAAUAUGGAAUUGUAUGUCAACCCCCUGGCGGCGUGGCUGCAGGAGGCGAAGAUAAAGGAGGCGAGGAUGCACAUCUACGUAAGAAGAGGCGGCCCCAACUACAAGACCGGGUUGGCGAAGAUGAGGGUCCUGGGAGAGGAGCUGGGCGUCCCCCUCGAGGUGAGCCGCUCUCAACACGUCCGAUUUGAUCCGAUCUCAACCCGCUCUCUCUCGCUUAAUCCUCUGAGCCGUGCAGGUUUAUGGGCCUGAGGCGACGAUGACCGGAAUCUGCAAGGAAGCCAUCGACUGCGUCAUGUCCGCCGCCUAA
Spirodela intermedia is the source of this 4603-nucleotide messenger RNA. The record is from the annotation of a GenBank genome assembly. NCBI's taxonomy places the organism in Eukaryota, Viridiplantae, Streptophyta, Magnoliopsida, Alismatales, Araceae.